AUGGCCUCUACUGACGACGUCUCCGAGCUCGAAAGGGUAAGUGUUUGUUUUUGUUUUCCGUAUUUAGAUUGAAUUUGGAGAAAGAAUCACAGAUUAUAUUGUGCUGGAGAAGGUAGGGUAAUAUUGGCUAAAUUAAUAUCUGUUUGAUGCCGCAGGUUAGCGAAUUUUAUUUUAAUAGAUGUGUUAGGUCCUUAGCUUGCUAGUACAUGCAUUUUUUUAAAGCUUAUGCCAGUUUUUUUAUUUUCCGGCUGGAUCGAAUUUGACCUCAAGUAUAAUAUAAUUUUGGUCAUUUUUACUCGAUUUUGGAAAGUUUUAGCUGAAAACUUGUGAAUAUAGUGGGUAAAAUACGUUCUGUAGCUCUUCGAGAAAAGAAAUUGGGUUCAAAACAUACUAUUCGUCCUUAAAGAAUUCUUUUCAGAAGCCUCUUCACAUAAUAGAAUGGUCUCACUUGGAUUUGUGGAAGUAUUACCCUUUGGCGAUGACUACCUCGCUCACAGUUCGAUGUGCUCUCUACCCGACAACAGUUGUUAAGACGAGAUUGCAGCUGCAGAACAAGAGUUCGGUUUAUCGAGGAACUUUCGAUGCUUUUCGACAAAUAGCCAAGACUGAAGGAGUUGGAGCCCUUUAUCGAGUAAGAAACUUAAAUUUUUUUGGUCUUUUUGAUGUUUAGGUAAACUACGGAAGAAUAAUGAAAGAUUUUAUAAUCUCCUUGAAGUUUCUUUGCCGCUUUUGGCAGCUGUUUCUACGGGAUUUUUUAUAUUAUACAUGAUGUUUUAGGGGUUUUGGAUAACUUUCCCUCAAGUUUGCGCUUCCUUCCUAUAUAACACAGUCUACGAGAAGUUUCGAGACGUCAUGAAUCGACAUUCACCUAUCAAUUCUCCUCAACUUCUUUCUGCAUUAGCCGGAGGCGCAGCCAACGCUUGCACUGAAGUGGUCUUCGUCCCAACAGAUAUCGUCUCCCAGUACAUGCAAAUCCACAAUCAGGGAAAAGACUUCACCGGAGGCUCGAAGAAGGGCUCGGUGAUCCAAAACUGUCUGAAGAACGAUGGACUUGAGAAACGGAUGACCUUGGGACUUCGGGUUGUCCGAGCCAUCUACAAAACCGAUGGUCUCCUUGGAUUUUACCGAGGAUUUUGGUCCUCGUUGGCUAUGUUCGUCCCUUCAACUAUGGUGUUUUGGUGGUCCUAUUACGAGGCGUUAAUUAGGAUGAAAAAAGCCAGGGCGAAGUGGCUGACAAAUGGGGAAGAAACGGACUUGGAAAAGUUGCCCUGGAGAGAGCAAAAGUUGUUGGGAUUGCAAGCUGCGGCUGGACUGGUGGCUGGAGUGGUCUCGGCUGGAGUCACAAACCCUCUGGAGGUGUUUCGAGUUCGGAUUCAGGUAAGAAAAAAGGGGUUGGAUAUCGCUUUAGGCCAAAAAUUAUAUUGUACUAGGUAGCUGAUGGAGUUUGAUAAAAAUUCCUGGUUUUUCCUAAGUUCAGGGUCUGAAAUGAGUUGUAAAUGAGAGAGAAGGAAAGAAUCUUCAUUAUUUGCGUUAUUUUAUUUCUUUCUACAUUAAUUUUGCCUAGUAUAAUAUCAAAAAUUUAUUUUUUCCCUCUUCAGAUCCAUCGACUCACAUAUUUGGAGACUUUCAAGCGCAUAGUCAAAGAAGAAGGCUUCAACGUCUUUACAAAAGGCCUUUUGCCCCGAGUGGUUCAUCGCGGAAUCUUCACCUGUCUGAUUAUGAUUGGAUACGAAGCCGUGAAAAGGAUCAGUGUCCUUCCGGAAUACAAGGACACGGUCGUCUGGUGA
This is a messenger RNA of Bursaphelenchus xylophilus (pine wood nematode), 1787 nucleotides long. NCBI's taxonomy places the organism in Eukaryota, Metazoa, Nematoda, Chromadorea, Rhabditida, Aphelenchoididae. The record is from the annotation of a GenBank genome assembly.